AAGUAACAAUAGCUAUACAUUUGUAGCCUUAUGGACAGGGUCGGAUUGGUGGGGGGUCAGGGCCCACUGGGACUGACACAUCAGGACCCUGCCACCACUACCCCCCACACACCAGUUGAAGGGCCCCUGCUACCCCAGUCGCCGGGCUGCCUCUCCACCCCAACCCCACGGCUUUUGGCAUAUCUUGCUUUCCUCACACAAUUGGGCGGGGGGAGGGGAGGACAGUAGCGCAGCCUAUGUCUACCAGGUCAGGCCCAGUCUGACGCUGCUUAUGGAACAUCUGUUCUUAGACCCCCCACUUAGAAAAUUGCUCCAACUGCGCAUGUGCUGACAUGCCGGUCUCAUUCUGAUGGCUACCGGAGUGGCUUAAGAUGGCGCCAGUGAACUCCAAUGCCUGCAUCUGCACCGAGGGAGGCAUGGGUUUAUUAUCGAUGGAGACGUAGAACGACAAUUUUUCCGGGGAAGCUGGCAAAUAGUGAGGUUGAAUAUGGAGACACUACAGGAAAGGGAAAAGAGCAGGACCAGUCCAGGCUCAUCUCCGCGAAGGUCGGUCCGACGUGCUGCCACAUGGGAAAUAUCAGACUCGGACAAUGAAGAAGAGACAAAUGAACCCAAAAUAGAGUCACAGAAAGGACCCAUAGUAAAUAUAGAAGCAGCAGAUCAUUUAUUAGGUGUCCGGGAAGACCCAGCGCAAGAGCCCAAUGUUGAAGAAAAAGCUUCAAAUCUUGUCCUUCCUCCUCCCGCUGCAACCACCCCAAGUCCGACUAAAAGGACACGAAAGAAGAAGAGCCCAGAACAAGUGGAGGCUGAACUGGCUCAGGCUGAAGAAAAGAAACGGCAGCGGGAGUUAAAGAGGCAGGAGAAAGCUGAAAAGAAGGAACUGGAAAAGGUAGAAAGAGAGAAACGAAAGGAAACCAAUUUGGCUUUGAAGCCCCUCAGACCAGACCAGUGUGGGAAGUACAUGGUGGUCAAGCUGGAUGCAGGUCUCCUUGAAGAUGGAGGGUCAGAAGAUGUACUCGAAGCCCUGAGAUUGGCUGAGUAUAAUUAUUCUAUUGAGCCCCACUCUGUGCCACGGAGCAUCACCUGGAAAAGAGAAAUGCCUGUGAACUGGACUUGUAUAGAGGGGGUGGACUUGAAAGAAGAAGAAGAGGAUCAGAUGUUGGUUCUGGUGGAGCCAAAGAGUUUUUUAAGUAGCGUAUAUGCUUAUGCACAGGCUUCAGAUUAUUACUGCGCCGGCAAUGAGAUGGAGGAAAUACCUGGAUCUUUGUUUUCAAUUCCUGCCAAUAGCCAAGAUAAGAAAGUGACCCUGGUAGUUAUGGGACUACAUGAAUAUCGAUGGUGUGAGAAGCUCUCCCGCCAGAUACAGAGACAGUCAUUGGAUCCCGUGGAGGGCCACCACUCUAAUAGGGACCAGUCAGCUACUCGUGCAACACAGCGGCAAAUACAGGAGGCCCUUGUCUUCCUACAGCUCUAUUGCAAUACAGAAGUGUUAUGCCUGGACACGUGGAAAGAGUUGGGCCAGCAUGUAUGUGCAGUGACAAAGAGUAUAGCUCAGCGGCCUUUCAGGAAACACUGGGAAGCUCAGACCUUCUCAUUCUGUACCUCAGCUGGGAGCUGGAGAGGGUGGGGACCCCGUGGGGAGCUCACAGGUUUGCCUCUGACAUGGAGGAGACAAAUCCAGCAGCUAAACAGAGUUAGCCCAGCAAUGGCUGCAGCGGUGACCACAGCCUACCCUUCUCCACAGCUUCUCAUGCAGGCUUAUUCUGCCUGUGGUUCAGACCGUGAGAGAACAUCCCUUCUCUCUGACUUACGGAUCCCACAUGACAGUAAGACUGGUGUCACACAGAAGGCAGAAGACCCCAGAGAGGGAACAGAUAUCGGCCAAGAAGGGCCUGGUAGAGAGCGACGCGUUGGCCCUGAUUUAUCUCGAAGGAUCUGGCUUUUAAUGACAACCGAAAAUCCAGAACUGGUACUGGAUUUAAACUCUUAAGUCCAGUGGGAGAUUCAAAUAUGAUGGUCAGUCCAUAGGUCAAUUCAUAAAUUCAUAUUGGGGCCGUAGUUUGGGAACAGCUGGUAUUUGGCAGGGCCUUGUAGCUUUCUGCAACCUGUAUGACACUAAAAUGAUUAUUGUAUAGUCCACCACUUUCAUAAUAUGUAGAUGGCAGCGUAUGUUAUAGGUGAUUUAUAUGCCUGUGGUAAGAAUAAGGAAAGGCAUUUCAUAUUGAACCAGGGGGAAUCCUGUAUUGGUGCACAUUUACUAGAUCUCUCUUUCCUGUGUUAAAAGCCAAUACAAAAAAAGAGGCAGUAAUGUGGUUUUUGGGAUAUAUUUAUAUCUGUACACACACACAGAACACUUUUGUCUAUUUAUUUUCUGCUAUGAGACAGACUGCGGUUUUCUUUAAUAAUAGAGAAAAGGUGAGCCUUGAAUAACAUUAUAUAUUGCAAAUAAAAUAUAAAAGC
This is a messenger RNA of Xenopus laevis (African clawed frog), 2460 nucleotides long. RefSeq names its product essential meiotic structure-specific endonuclease subunit 2 L homeolog (gene eme2.L). Gene Ontology annotation, biological process: DNA repair; double-strand break repair; resolution of meiotic recombination intermediates. NCBI's taxonomy places the organism in Eukaryota, Metazoa, Chordata, Amphibia, Anura, Pipidae. The transcript has 9 exons. The coding region runs from base 488 to 1990 and encodes 500 amino acids. Gene Ontology annotation, molecular function: DNA binding; crossover junction DNA endonuclease activity. The record is from RefSeq and is a predicted model, not a curated record. Gene Ontology annotation, cellular component: Holliday junction resolvase complex; nucleus; chromosome.